This is a messenger RNA of Salarias fasciatus (jewelled blenny), 1951 nucleotides long. It is a transcript of the gene arhgdig, whose product is annotated as Rho GDP dissociation inhibitor (GDI) gamma. Bases 187 to 855 code for a protein of 222 amino acids. Gene Ontology annotation, molecular function: protein binding; Rho GDP-dissociation inhibitor activity. Gene Ontology annotation, biological process: Rho protein signal transduction. Gene Ontology annotation, cellular component: cytoplasm; cytosol; membrane. Lineage: Eukaryota; Metazoa; Chordata; Actinopteri; Blenniiformes; Blenniidae. The transcript is spliced from 6 exons. The record is from RefSeq and is a predicted model, not a curated record.
UGCUUGCCUGAUCUCCCCACCUCCCUUCUUUCCAGCCCGAGACUUUUUGUGGAUUCUCAUCUCUUCCAUCCGUCCCCUGCUCUGCGACUUUCUUGCUACCUGUGGAGGUUCUCCUGGUUCUCCCGCUCCUCUGGUUCCUUUUCAGCCAGCCGUCUCGCAGAGUGCAGCCCGCAGAGGAGAGGCACCAUGCUGGGAGUGGACGCGUGUGAGUUUGGGGGUCAGGUGCUGGAGCUGCUGUGGCUGACAGUGUGCUAUGGAGGUCUGAUGACUGACAAGAACAACUUACCCAUCGAGGAGGAAGAGGACGAGCAUAAUCUUAACUACAAUCCUCCGGCUCGGAAGUCCCUGCAAGAGAUUCAGGAACUGGACAAAGAUGAUGAGAGUCUGGUGAAGUACAAGCAGACUCUGUUGGGACCAGAAACAAUAAUGGCAGAUUUGUCUGGGCCGAACGUAAGAGUGACCAGGCUGACCCUGCUCUGCGACGACGCGCCCGACUCCAUCACUAUGGACCUGACAGGAGACCUGAACGCCCUGAAGGAGAAGAACUUCUCCCUGCAGGAAGGAGCCAAGUACAGAUUAAAAAUCCACUUCCAGGUGAAGAGAGAAAUUGUUUCUGGGCUGAAGUAUCGCCACGUGACCUACAGAAAAGGAGUGAGAAUGAGCAAAGCGGUGUGCAUGGUGGGGAGCUACGGCCCGCGGGCGGAGGAGCAGGAGUUCCUGUGCCCUCUGGACGAGACGCCCAAAGGCAUGAUGUCUCGCGGCCAGUACCAGAUCAAGUCCUGCUUCGUCGACGACGACAAGAACGUUUACCUAUCCUGGGAGUGGAACCUCAACGUCAACAAGGACUUGAACUAAGAGGAAGACGACGUUUCUCUAUUUCCUUCUUUCGCCUAUUCUCCAUCUGUUCAUUUCCUGUUUUCCUCCCCUUUGUUCUUCCUCACCUUCCUCCUCCUCUUCUCCGUUUUCUCCUCCCUAUCUUUUAAUGCACUGAAUGAAGGCCUCCCAUGAGUGACGGAGACUGGUAGAAGAGAGCCUCGCCUCUCUCUGCCUUUUGUCUCCAAAUGAUCCGUUCUAUUACGCUCUCUCAUCGCGCUGUGCAGAAACUAAAGAGUGUGUGAGCAAAGCAAAAAUACGAAAUGAAAUACGCACAUCUCCAAGCUGCUGUGGCCUGAGAGAUCCAUUUACUCUGCUCCACCGUGCCCUGAGCCGUCAGCAGCACGCUCACAAGCAUUUAAUGUCCGACUAUCCCAAAGAGGAGACAUGAAAUAUCUAAAAGAAGAGAGCAUCUGCAGGGAUCCUGCUCAUGAGGGGAGGCCACAGAGAGAGGAGCUGGAACAGGUGUUCUGUAAACAGCAGAUAAUUAUACUGUUGGACAGUCAACAGUGGCUGCGACACUCAGGCGGCGUCUGUGCUUUCAGGUCUGACUGAGCACCACAUUGCCUCCUUUAAGGUUCAAGAGCUCAACUGACAAACGGUGACACAACGUGUAAACAAACAAAAAGAUGAUUAAAGUCAUUCAUUCUAAAUGAACCAGGCGACAGAUGUUGAUACAUCACUUCACAAACAGUCAUAAAAGAAGAGGAGAUGCAACUUGACUUUCUAUUUCUUUUCCUUACACUUCUUAGCUCAACACAUUGUUUUAAAGGUUCAAGGUCUUUAUUUGCCAUCUUCAUGUUUUCACAUGUAAACUAAAUUAGUUUCUCAGGACCAGCAGUGCACAUAUAGGCAAAAGAAAUUAAAGAAUAAAAAUGUAUGAAUAUAGAUUUUGUUUUACAUCACACCAAAAAGGACCAAUCAAAGACAGAAAUCUGUGUUUGUAUCUGAAGUGAGAUACUUGCUUUAUAUUAUGUCCCUUUUUUAAAAACUAUUCUGUUACAUUUUGAAUUCAUCCUUUCACAUAAUAGCAUCAUUAUCAUUUUGAAUGUUUUUCCAUUAAAUAUUGAAUUAAGUC